Ziziphus jujuba (common jujube) is the source of this 704-nucleotide messenger RNA. RefSeq names its product photosystem II 5 kDa protein, chloroplastic-like. The record is from RefSeq and is a predicted model, not a curated record. The transcript has a single exon. Lineage: Eukaryota; Viridiplantae; Streptophyta; Magnoliopsida; Rosales; Rhamnaceae. Bases 246 to 575 code for a protein of 109 amino acids.
GUUCUCAUUCAGAUAAAAAAGGAAACACGUGGCAAAUAACUAUUCGUCAGAACGUUCUUGGCGAUAAGGAAAUGGAUGAUGUUCUUCUUCCAAAGAAGCACUUAAACAUUUCCCACAUCAUUUUUUUGCACUUUAAGCUUACUUAACCAGAAUUAAAUUAUCAAGCUUCAAUUCCAACGUGCAGGUGAGAAAGAACUGAGAAAAGAAAAGUCAUAAACAAGACAGAUAACAAAGUUGUGGCAGAGAUGGCAUCUAUGACCAUGACAGCUUCUUCAUUGUUAAAUGGCUCAGCUUCAACCAUCACCAAGCCUCCUACAACGUCGACACCCUGCCAAGGUCUCGUAGUGGCUAAGGCCCCAAGAGCCUCGUUAGAAGGGCAGCGAACCACUGUGCAAGCGAGGGAGGAGAGCAGUGGAGGGAGGAGAGAAUUGGUGGUUGCAGCUGUGGCUGGAGCUGCAUGGUCCAUCGUUAAGGUGGCCGUGGCUGAGGAACCAAAGCCAGGUACCCCAGAAGCCAAGAAGAAAUAUGGUCCUGUUUGUGUCACAAUGCCUACAGCUCGUAUUUGCCACAAAUGAGGAGUUGGCAGGGAUUAGAAUAACUUUAUAUCCUCUUAAAUGUUUGGAUGGUGUUUGUAUAAUUUAUAAAAAAGUUAUGUACACAUUAUCUAUAUAAAUAUAUGUGCCCGAUAUCCUUUAUUUUGGACC